Messenger RNA from Penicillium robsamsonii, 696 nucleotides. RefSeq lists its product as uncharacterized. The transcript has a single exon. NCBI's taxonomy places the organism in Eukaryota, Fungi, Ascomycota, Eurotiomycetes, Eurotiales, Aspergillaceae. The record is from RefSeq and is a predicted model, not a curated record. The coding region runs from base 1 to 696 and encodes 231 amino acids.
AUGCGAAACGAAUACAUUUUUCAAGCGACUAAGGCCGAAGAAUGGGUCACGCUUGUCAAGCAAUUUUCGCAGAGAUCCUUUACAUAUCAGGCGGACAAGAUGCCUGUGCUCAUGGGCAUUGUAUCAGAGUGGGAGACCCUGUUUGACCAGGGUAUGUACUGGGCCGGACUCUGGUCCACGACAAUAGCCAAGGGCCUCAUCUGGAAAGCUAAUGGCGGCUACUCUCCACGGUCGGCCUGCAAAUCGUACGUUGCACCGUUGUGGUCCUGGGCUUCUCGUGCCCAUCCCGUUUAUUACCAAGCAUUGACAGAGAUCAAUUAUUGCAAAGGAGUUGGUUCAUUCGAAGUAGUUUCGUGUGAGGUGAUCCCCGUUCACGAGGACCUGCCCAACGGUGCGAUCAAAUCAGCCCGGUUAACUGUUAAGUGUGUCGCGGAGCGGGUUGACCUAGGGGACCCCGAAUCCGAGGAUAUUAGAUGCAAAGUGUCAAGUGGACUAGUGAGCUUGGAAUUCGAUGACAGUCCUAGGCCGCGAGAUAUCAGAAAAGCCUGGCUGCUAUACAUUAACGACGAGGAGCCAUAUAAUAACUCGUAUGGAACUGGGAUAGCGGUUACUGAAGUCGAUAACGCUAAUGCUGAUGGCACUAAGUUAUAUAAGCGAAUAGGUUGCUUUGUUUACGGGGGGGCGAGGGGGACUUAA